AUGGGGUCAAAGUCCGAUGAAUCUUCUGAUGAAAACUGCCGGGGAAAUGCUGUUAGCCAGUAUUCUGUUAAUGAUGUGCAACCUCCUUUUAAGAGUAGAACAUGUGAUAACUUACAAAAUACUGCCAGUGAGAUAAGUAAUCCAGUCAGUGCUAAUUCAAGUCAUGAUUCAUUCUCUGAAAAUGCUCAAAGUCAAGCAGCAUUGGAUGCGUCUGAAGAUGUUGAGAUGCUUCCAAGUGAAAAUAUUGUAGAGGAUCACCUUGCUUCGAAACCAAAAUGUGUUUCUGAUCAAAGAAGCCUUCCAAAUAAGUAUGAUGAUCCAAAGGGUUUAGAAGUGCAUGAUGAUAACAUCUCAUGUAUUAUUGAGAAUAAAGAUGAAAAGACUAGUUAUAAUGCUGACAGAAAAUGUAGUGCAGGUUCAGUUAGUAGUGUUUGUCAAGAGGGAUUUGGAAAGACUGUUCAUUUUCAAACUGCCUCAGGCAGUCGUGAUGUCAGUGAUAUGAAAAAGAGCCAUAAUAACAGUGGGCAAGUGAGUUGUUAUACUCAAGAUUCUAUUCAGAAGGUGCCUCCUAGUUUAUCAACACCUUCAGAGGUUCCUUCCCUAAAAGAUAUUGAUAUUGGCACUGGCUCACAGGGCAGUGGAUUGCCUUCCUGCAACCCAAAAGUUAAAGAUUUGGAAGAGGAUUUCUCUUCUCAUCUCAAGGAAGAAUUGCCCGAGUGCUCAAUGGGGCAUAUGAAUUCAUCAUCGACAAAAGAGGCAGCACUGAAUGCUGUAUCUGGUGAGAAAUCUGCUGGAUAUGACUCUGCUGAUACUAUUGCAAAUAGUAAAACUAGUUUUAUUGGAGGCAGUUCUGUGGUUUCAAUUGAAGUUCAUACAGACUUAGAAGUAGAGACUGACAAGGAUGGUAAGGACAGGCCGACUGAAGCAUUGAAAUGUGUAGACCAAGAUGAGGAGGUCAAGAAGUGCAAUGAGUUGCCUAAGUUACCUGAUAUUGAGAAACCUUCUUUGCAAUCUCAGCUUGUGGAUGAGAGUGAUGAAUCAGACGUUGUGGAACAUGAUGUCAAAGUUUGUGAUAUCUGUGGAGAUGCAGGUCGGGAGGAUUUACUUGCUAUUUGUAGUAGAUGCAGUGAUGGUGCUGAGCACACCUAUUGCAUGCGAGAAAUGCUGGAUAAAGUUCCAGAAGGUAAUUGGAUGUGUGAAGAAUGCAGGUUUGAGAAGGAAAUUGAAAACCAGAAGCAAGUGAAAGUUGAAAUGGAGGGUACUGAGAAAAAUCAACUUUCUGGACAAGCAAAUGCUGUAAAUGCUGUAAAUGCUGAUGUACUUGUGAAGUUGGAUACAAAAGAUUCAGAUGUUGAGGGAAACAGUACCCACAAAGUUGUUUCAGGUACACAAGUCUCUGGUAAGAGACAUGCUGAGAAUACAGAAGUUGGUCCAGUGGUGAAAAGGCAGGCUGUUGAACUAAGCUCGGGAUCGCCAAAGUCAUCUAGCCCUAGCAGAAUAGCUGCAUUAUCUCGGAAUGGUUCAUUCAAGAAUUCAGAUAAGGGGAAAGUUAGGCCAGUCCAUCAAACGCCUUCUACCACACACUCCAGUGAUAUUCCGGAAACUGCACGAUCUCCAACUGCAGGUCCACGACUUACACCUCGUGGUGCUUUGUUAAAGUCUAAUUCUUUCAGCACUUCAAACACAAAACCAAAAGUGAAACCUGUAGAGGAAGUUCUUCCUGAAAAGCAGAAGAGGGUUAGGGAACCUGCUUCCCUUGAUAUGAAGGAGGGUGUUAGUAAAAUGAUGGGAAAAUCCAUGUCAUUUAAAUCCUCAGGCCGUUUAAAUGCUACUGAAUCAAAAGUAAAAAUGCUCUCCCCUAAUUUUUCUCAUGUUCAGAAUCCAAAAUGAUUAAAAUAGGCUAUAGAACGAAACUCAUUUGAUAGGAAGAAUUCGUUUAAAUCAGAACGUACAUUGGGUAGUUCAGCAAUGGCUGGUUCUAGUGUUUCUACACCAAAGCCUGAUCAAAAACCUGCAUCUCGUGGCGAAUCUGUUUCAGUUUCUUCUAUAAGCAAUAACCGUGAUUUGAAGGCUGUGCAGUCUGAUGGGAAAUUAACUUCUUCAAAGCCAACUUGCCAUCCAAGUCGUAAAGUUCCUCUGAACAAAAGCCUAACUGUGGAAGAAUCAGAAGGUAUAAUUAAAGAAGAAGUCAAAGGACCAUCUGAAUUAGUGUAUGGGUGCAACCAUCAAGGUGUUGAAGCAGUUAUUGAAGAUGAAAUUAAUGUUAUGCAGACUGCCACAGCAGGAAAAUCAGAAGAGCAACAUCAGGAAACAUCCAAAACAUUGCUUUCUAAAGAACAGGACCAUGGAAUUACAACCAUAAUUAGGUACUCAGAAGAUGGAAAGGCAAAGGAAGGUGAAAUUUCUGGAUUGGUACUUGAACUCAAUGAGAACAUACAGCAAAUUAAUCCGAUUGAACCAUCAAAAGAAGAAUGCAUUACUCUAGAUGAAGUAUCACAGUUAGAGCAUCAAGAAAAUGCGUCUGCAAUAAAAUACUCAGAUUCUCCAACAGAAAGUGACAAGGUCAUGGAGCUGUCAGAAGAGGUGCCUGAGGGAGCUGAGAAAGCUGCAGAAGAACGUGAAAACAUCAAAGAACUGAUCAUAGAGAGAGAGAGAGAGAUCAAGGAAUUUCCUGCAGUAUCCAUUGAAGAUGAAUCAGUUGACAAGGAGCAACAUUCUGAGACAGUAUCCAAUGAGAAUCCUAGCGCAACAGAUUCAGAAGUGCAAACUGAAAAAGCGAACCUAGAGGUUGAGGAAGAUUUCAGCAAAGACCCUGAAGGAUCUCCCGUUAUAAAAGCAAUGGAAGAAGAGAUGCUACAGAAACAGGGUAGUGAGAAGAAAGCGGACGUCUCCAGCUCUGUAUCUGGAAUAUCAGAAGAAAUUAAGGAGGAAGUCAUAGAAGACGCGGACACUUGCUCUAACAAUAUUGAUACUGCAUCUGAAAAAGAGGAAACAGAACAGACAAGCUUGCAGGAAGCUCAGCUGGAUGACAAGCAUAUAAAGAUCAUUGAGACUAGUUCAGAAGAUAAGACAUUGCAAACAAACACCGCAACUGAAACUAGUCCACAUGGUGAAGAAGUUGACAGAGUUAAGCUUGAAGAAACCUCUGAAGGGGUGUCUCAACUUCCAGCUAUUGCAUGUGAGAACAGAAACAAGGAGAGUGAAAUUCUGGAAAAGCCACAUGUAGAUGAAGUUGAAGCAAUUGAAGGAGCUUCUGAAACAAUAUCUGAGUCCAGAGAACAAUGUGUUGAAGAAAAUGAUGGAACACAGAAAAGCCUAAUUGUGGAAGAAUCAGAAGAACGUAUAAUUAAAGAAGAAAUCAAAGGACCAUCUGAUACAAUAUCUGAAUGCACAUAUCAAAGUUUCGAAGCAGUUAUUGAAGAUGAGAUCACUGCUGAUCAAACUAUAGAAGCAGAAAAUCCAGAAGAGCAACUUCAGGAAAUGUCUACUGCAUUAAUUUCUGAGGAACAGGAGCAUGGAAUCAGCACCAUAACUACAAAGUUGGACUAUGAGAGCACAGUGGAAGAUGAGACCCCACAAUAUGAGAAUCAAGAGGAUUCUCUUGGCACAAAGAUGACAGAAGAGAGAAGAAACCUUCAGGAGGAACAAGAGGAUAGAGGAGCUUGGUGUAUUCUUGGCAGCCACUUUCAAAAGUCCAGAAAUGUAAGAUCCAUCAGAAAAUCUCUAGCUUACUGCCCAUUUGACUUCACACACGCGACUAAGUUGCUGAAUCUUUUGACUGAGGAUUAA
Molecule: messenger RNA, 3789 nt
Organism: Vitis riparia (riverbank grape)
Lineage: Eukaryota; Viridiplantae; Streptophyta; Magnoliopsida; Vitales; Vitaceae
Exons: 2
Source: RefSeq, a predicted model, not a curated record